UCCCAAAGCCAUGAGAGACGAUGGCUAAGAGGAGAGAGAAUGGCGGAACCGCGCUUUAACAACACCUAUUUUUGGCCACCUCCUCCCACCAUGCCCAGUCAGCUGGACAAUUUAGUCCUGAUCAACAAAAUCAAGGAGCAGCUUAUGGCGGAGAAGAUCCGCCCCCCUCAUUUGCCCCCUACCUCGGUGUCUUCCCAGCAGCCCCUGCUGGUGCCCCCCUCGCCAGCGGAGAGCAGCCCGUCCAUCAUGUCCAUUCCGAAGCUCCAGCAGGUCCCGGGGCUUCACCCCCAGGCGGUACCCCAGCCGGACGUUGCUCUUCACGCGCGCCCGGCCACCAGCACAGUCACAGGUCUGGGGCUAGGGUCCCGCACUCCUGCCGUCAGCACUUCUGAAUCCAGUACGGGGACGGGCACCAGCACCGCCUCCACGCCCACCUCCUCCAGUCAAAGCCACCUCAUCGCCUCCUCCCCCACCCUCAUCUCGGGGAUCACCAGCCCCCCACUGUUGGACUCCAUCAAGACAAUCCAGGGCCACAGCCUGCUGGGGCCCCCCAAGAGCGAGCGAGGCCGCAAGAAGAUCAAGGCCGAGAACCCGUCGGGACCCCCGGUCCUCGUGGUCCCCUAUCCCAUUUUGGCUUCAGGAGACAUCGGCAAAGAAGGGAAGACGUACAGGUGUAAAGUCUGCCCGCUUACCUUCUUCACCAAGUCGGAGAUGCAGAUCCACUCCAAGUCGCACACCGAGGCCAAGCCGCACAAGUGCCCGCAUUGCUCCAAGUCCUUUGCCAACGCCUCCUACCUGGCGCAGCACCUGCGCAUCCACCUGGGCGUCAAGCCCUACCACUGCUCCUACUGCGAGAAGUCCUUCCGCCAGCUCUCCCACCUCCAGCAGCACACCAGAAUUCAUACUGGAGACAGACCGUACAAGUGCCCGCAUGCCGGUUGUGAAAAGGCUUUUACACAGCUCUCUAAUCUCCAGUCACACCAACGGCAGCAUAACAAAGACAAACCCUACAAAUGUCCGAACUGCUACCGGGCAUAUUCAGAUUCAGCUUCGCUCCAGAUCCACCUCUCGGCGCAUGCAAUCAAGCACGCAAAAGCCUACUGCUGCAGCAUGUGUGGACGAGCGUAUACUUCGGAGACCUAUCUGAUGAAGCACAUGUCAAAACAUACGGUGGUGGAACACCUCGUCAGCCAGCACUCUCCUCAGAGGACGGAGUCCCCCGGCAUCCCCGUUCGGAUAUCCCUCAUCUGAAACGCAGAGAAGAAGGAGCCCUCCCCUUGCGUGACGGACCUUCGCAAAUGCCCGAAAUGAGAACGGGAGCAAGACGGAGAUCUCCGGAUUAUGCAAAACAGCCGUAGUGUUCUCCCUGUGCUGUUUCCUCAGAUUUCUUGACAGUGUACAGCACUGUGCUCAGGAGGACCA
Messenger RNA from Protobothrops mucrosquamatus (brown spotted pit viper), 1422 nucleotides. It is a transcript of the gene ZNF362, whose product is annotated as zinc finger protein 362. The transcript has 8 exons. The coding region runs from base 40 to 1251 and encodes 403 amino acids. Gene Ontology annotation, molecular function: DNA-binding transcription repressor activity, RNA polymerase II-specific. Gene Ontology annotation, biological process: negative regulation of transcription by RNA polymerase II. The record is from RefSeq and is a predicted model, not a curated record. NCBI's taxonomy places the organism in Eukaryota, Metazoa, Chordata, Lepidosauria, Squamata, Viperidae.